AUGGCAGACGUAGCAGACGGCGCUUCCGCGUCUCCCGCAAAGCAAGUGAUCUAUUGCGGCAUAUGUAGUCUUCCGCCAGAAUACUGCGAGUUCGGCGGCACGACCAAGAAGUGUGAGGAAUGGCUGCAGAAGAACCAUCCCGCCAUGCACGAGCGGUUAUAUUCCCAAGACGCCAUAGAAGCCAACCUCUCCACCCUCUCCCUCGACGCCCAAAAACGCGCCGCCAAAGACGCCGAGAAGAAAGCUGCCAAAGCCGCCUCCGCCGCUGCCAAGGAGGAAGAGCGCAAGGCUUCCUCAAAAGUCAUCAUCAAGCGCGUCGAGCGCAACAAGCGGAAAUAUGUCACUGAAGUUUCUGGGCUGGAGGCCUUUGAUCUGGACCUGAAGAAGGUGGCCAAAGAUUUCGGCAAGAAGUUCGCGACGGGCAGCAGUGUGACCAAGGUGCCUGGAGGUGGUGAGGCGAUCACGGUACAAGGCGAUUUGAGUGACGACAUCUACGAUUACGUGACGGAGAAUUACGAGCAGAUCCCUGAGGACAACGUGGAAUGUGUGGAGGACAAGAAGAAGAAACCAGCUUCUUGA
Molecule: messenger RNA, 579 nt
Organism: Coniosporium apollinis CBS 100218
Lineage: Eukaryota; Fungi; Ascomycota; Dothideomycetes
Exons: 4
Coding region: 1-579 (192 amino acids)
Biological process (GO): formation of translation preinitiation complex; translation reinitiation
Molecular function (GO): translation initiation factor activity; mRNA binding
Source: RefSeq, a predicted model, not a curated record